AUGGUGUUCAAUGUUAUGAUCCAGUUGUGUCGGAUCACAAGAGCCAGCAAACUCUUCCAGAGGAACUUCUAUCUACCUUUGUUGAAACCCUUGUCACCCAAAGAUGCCAUUCGAAGGAAAAUCAUCACCGGGCAGAAUGUCCUCGGGACGAGAAUUGAGCACUAUAUUCCGGUUCUGGAAGAGUACCAAACAAGGGUGUUACGCCGGAAAUAUAGAAUGAAAGGUCGUGGAAAAAGAAGACUGCGGAAAAAACAGAACAUGAAGUACCUCAGGCCUUUGAUUGAUGAAGACAUGGAAGGUCAUCCCAAACUCUUGCAAUUAUUGGAAAUGAAGUCCCGCGGAAAAGGUCAGUGUUAUUGUUACUAUGUGCCCGAUAAGGACUGUACUGUGGUGGUUUCGCACGAAAUGGAAAGAGCUAUUCGUGACAAAGAUAUCCUCGACGUGAUGGUGGCUCAAAGGAGCGACAAAAUCGUUGUGAAGCUAAAAGAUGAAACCAAAGUGACCGUGCCUUUAGUGACGUACGACGGAAAAGCGCCGUUCUAUCGAGGCGAAGGUUGGACCAAAAAAGAAAUCGAGGAAUACCACCACCACGGUAAAGAAACCUACUCCAUAGCUCGACUGUUCGAAGCCAAAGAACAAGGUCUAGAAGAAUGGGAGCUGGAGAUGAUGAGGAUCGCCAACAAGAGGAAAAAGAAGAUGAAAGGCGAAGGGACGCUCGACUGGAAGCUCAUGAUGGCAAGCUGCGCGGAGAACAUGGACUGGGAAAAGUUCGAAGACGACGCCAAACAAAUAAUCGAAGAAAUAAACGAACCCGUCGAAGACGCACCCAUCCCCAUGCAAGUAGUCGAUAUGCACAAAACGAAAAGCGUCAACGAAAAACUCAAAGAAGCAGGUGAAGAAGUGAUGGCGUUGCUACCUACGAUCCCCGAAAUCCCCGAGUGCGUGAAAUUCAUGCAAGAAGGCACCAUGACCGAAAUAGCCGAAGUUGCCGGAAUGGGCCUGAACCUACCAUCCUCCGGGAAAGAACGCUUCAUUCCGGGCCAGAUGGUAAACUCAGAAGAAGGCAAUUUGUUCGUGCCGGGCCAAACCGAGGAGACUGAAGACGGCAGGAGCGAAUACACGCCAGGGUUCACCGUCGUUAUGGACGGCGAGCCGACUCUCGUUCCCGGUUUGGUAAUGGGCGACGAUCCAGAAAAACCGAUGUUCCUGCCAGGAGAAUCGUCCAUAACAGAGACCGGUGAACUGCAGUUCGCCGAAACCGAAGACGACGACGUAAGAAGGCAGUCGCUGCCGCUGCCACCGCCGCCGCCGCCGUCGCCUCCCCCUCCUGAGGAAGAGGAGGAGGAGUUGGAGGAGGAGCAAAGCACCGAGGAGGAGGAGGAGGAAUUCCAACCGCCGCCACCGCCCCCUAAGAAACGCGAAGAGAAGGAGUUCAUUUACGAACGGCCGAAGCGUCUGUACGCUACCGAGAGCAUGGGUCCGAAGCGAAGAGAAAAGGGCCCGAAAAAGGCCCCGAAGAAAGUUGAAGAGAAGAAAACUGUCGUGCAAGAGGUGGUGCGAGUGCCCGGACAGCCGGUGUUGUACGAUAUGACGCUGCCGACGUUCGAGAAGGACCUGCUGCAGCAGGAGAAGGAGCGCGUGGAGAACUUCAACGAGAAGAAGGCGAAGGAGGAGACGGCGAUCGACAGGAUGCGGAGAGACAUCAGGGUGCUGCUGAAGAACUUCGUGGUGCCGCCGCUGCCGGUGUACGAGCCGCUGGAGCCGGUGGAGAAGAGCGAGAAGCUGAAGGAGCUGGAGAGGAGCAUCAAGAAAGGAAAAUUCUUCGACGUGGACUACAGGAAAUACUUGAGUAAGGAGUACCCGCAGCCGUUGUUCUGGAAGUGGCACGAGUAUAGACAUACAUUCGAUACGAAGCAAAUAAUGGCACUCAACGUUAAAAUUUCCCUCUGCAAGAUCACAAGAGCCAGCAAGCUUUUCCAACGCAACUACUACUUACCUCUUCUGAAACCGCUAUCCCCUAAAGACGCUCUUCGACGGAAGAUCAUCACAGGCCAGAACGUCUUAGGCGCUAGAUUCGAACAUUACAUCCCAGUCUUAACCAGCCAUGAAGAGAAAACAAGCGCGAGGAGACGAAGGAUCAAGGGAUUACCCAUCAUCAAGAAGCGAGUUCGUAAAACCGAGAAGGAACGUUAUGUGGAACCGUUCUUCGACGACGAUAUGGAGAACCAUCUUUUACUGCAGGGUAUCUUAUCAACUAAACCCAGGGGCAAGGGUCAACAAUACCUCUACGACAUCCCUGAUAAAAACUGCAACCUGAUUAUCAGCCACCAAAUGGAAAAGGCCAUCAGGGAAAAAGAUAUCAUCGACAUAACCAUGGCCCAACGAAGCGAAAAAAUCCUAGUCAGGUUGAACGACGGCACUAAAGUCACCGUCCCUGUGGCCAGCUACCAAGGCGAAGCCCCGCUUUAUAGGGGCAGCGGAUGGACCAAAGGGUUCGUGGAAGAAGAGCACCACCAUGGCAAAGAGACCAUGUCGAUUGCGAAACUUUUCGAAGCCAAAGAACAAGGCGUGGAAGAAUGGGAGCUCGAAAUGAUGAGAAUGGCAACGAAACGCAAGAGAAAAGUAAGAGGCGAAGAGUCCGUCGACUGGAAGCAAAUGUUGGCCGGGUGUCUCGAAAACAUGGACUGGGACAAAUUCGAAGAAGAUUCUAAACAGAUAGUCGAAGAAGUAGCUGAGCCCAUCGAGGAAGAAAACAUCCCGAUGGAAGUCGACGACAUGGAGAAGACCAGACAUGUCAACGAGAAACUAGUAGAAGGUGGGGAAGACAUCUUGGCACAACUACCGACCAUGAAGGAAAUCCCGCAAGUCAUCAAAAAUUUAGACAGUGGGGAGCUGUGCGAAAUGGUGAACGUUUCCGGUGUGAAGGUUAGCAUCUCCGAGGAACGCACAUGUUUCGUUACUGGCCAGAUGGUAAAAACAGAGGAGAAUGAGGUGUUCAUGCCGGGACAAACCGUCGAGAACGACGACGGUACCACUGAGUACACGCCAGGUAUCACGAUCUACAUGGAAAACGAACCCACUUUGGUCCCGGGUUUGGUAUUCGGUGAGGAAGAAGACGAGCAACCUAUUUUCCUGCCCGGCGAAUCCACGAUCACUGAGAAAGGUCAGCUCAAGUUCGAAGUACGAGAGGAGGACAUCCCUCCUAUCGUCCACAGACAGUUCUCCACCUCGUCCGAGUCGUCCUCCCCACCUCCCGAGCCCAAGCCCAAGCCAAAGCCGAAACAGGAAGAGGAAAUCGUGAUACGUCGGCGCGUCAUCGAGGAGCCGCCCCCGGAGCCCGUCCGCAAAGAACGCGUCAAGAAGCGCCCAGUCGUGGACUUGAAGCCCAAAGAACCAGAACCCCCUAAAGAGAAAAAAGAGUUUGUGUUCAGACAGCGUCGCGAGCCCAUGGAAGACCCGCUGAAGCGCCUCGAAGAGGACCGAAAGAGGCGCGAAGAGGAAGAAAAGAAACGGAUAAAAGAGCGGAUGCGCAACAAAAUUCUCAAAGAAGAGGGCGCCGUCGACCAGAUUCGCCUGAAAAUCAGGAAGAAAUGCAGAGAGAUGAAGUUCGAAACGCCGCCCCCUUACGUGCCCGUCGAUCCGGUGGAGAAGAGCCAGAAGCUCGUCGAGAUGGAACGAAGCAUAAGAAAGGGUAAAUUCCUGGAGGACGACCGAACGAAGGAGAUUCUCGAGAAGACGCGAAGCGCGACGAGGAUGCUGAAAUACCAGCACGUCCUCCAGGCGUACAGGGCCGAGUUCGGGAGAAUACGCAAAAUGGUGAAUUACGUGUUGUCCUUUUGUAAAAUCACGGCCGCCAGCCGGAUUUUCUCGCGCAAUUUUUACCUGCCGCUCCUCAAGCCGCUGACGCCGAAAGAGGCGCUGAGGACCUUCCGGAUCACCGGGAAAUGGCUACUGGGGGCCAAAAUACAGCACUACAUCCCGGUGCUGCUCAAUCACCGCAAGAAGCGCUCCAAGAUUGUCAAAAACUACGGUAAGAAAGCGCACAAAGAGAUGGACGAUUUCACGUACAUGACGCCGGUUCUCGACUCGGAGAACGAAAGCCACCAGAUGCUCAUCUCGAUUCUGGAGAGCAAAAAGUGCAAGAAGAAGAAUUUCGUGUACACGGUAGACGACAAAAAGUAUAACAUUGUGUUGCAAGCGCAGCUGGAGCGGGCCAUCCUCGAUGGUGACAUAAUCGACGUUCUGGUGUCACAAAGAAACGACAAAAUCAUAGUCAAGCUCAAAAGCAUGAAGAAAGUCCCCAUGGAAAUCCAGUACUACGACGGCGAAGACAAACUUUACUGUGGCGAGGGCGCGACUAGCCCUGAGGACGAAAAAUUCCACCACCACGGUAAGUACACGAUGAGUCUGGCCCGAAUGUUCGAAGAAAAAGAGCUAGUCGAGGAGAAAUGGGAAGAAGAGUUGAGGCGUAUAAUGCGGCGACGGAAACGCCAAGCCAAAGAAGGGUCCAAAGAAUGGAAAGCGAUGAUGCAAGAGAGCAUCAAGAACCUCGACUGGCAGAAAUUCGAAGAAGACGCCAAAAAAGUGAUCGACGAGAUUGAUGAACCGGCUGCGGAGCAAGACAUCGAUAUGGAGAUUGACAAUUUAGAAACGACGAAGAACGUGAACGAGACGUUCUUGAAAAAGGGUCCCGAAAUGUUGGACCAGUUGCCAACGAUGACGGAGAUCCCUGAGAUUAUCAAAAACAUGGGAAGUGCGACUCUGCACGAAAUCGAAGCCGAUGAAGACGACGAAACCGAGGAACAAAGUCAGAGUAAGAAUAAAAGACGAGUGUCUGGAGUGAAAGUCACUCUUCCUUCAGGGAAAGAGUGUUUCGUGAGCGGACAGAUGGUUCACACGGACGACGGAGACGUGUUCGUCCCGGGGCAAACCGUCGAGAACGAAAACGGGCUGGAAUAUGCUCCUGGAAUCACCAUCAACGUCAACAACAAACCCACUUUGAUUAGCGGGUUGAUUAUGGGUGAGGAGGAGCGCGACCCUAUGUUCCUCCCGACUCAGUCGACCAUCACGGCUGAUGGGCAGCUCACGUUUGCGAGCACGCCGGAAGAGCGUCCCAAGCCGUCGCCCGAGAAGAUCAAAAAGAAGAUGAUGUUAGUGGAAGAGACGAUAGUGGAAGAUGCCGAACCCGUGGUGGAAGAGUUAGUCCCUGACGAUGUUUCCGACACCGUGGAAAGCAUGUCCAAUAGUGUGUCGAGUAUCGAACUAAACAAUUCCGAAAUCGAAGAACUCGACGCCGAAGCUGCUCGACUGAAGCAAGAGCAGCAGCGGCUCGAGAUCGAGAAACUCAAGUCGUUCUUGAUGGACGACGGCCUAGACGACGUCGUCGCCGCUAUCGAGCAAAAACGGGAGCAGCUCCGCCAGAAGCUCGAGGAGUUGCGUAAGUUGAGUAUCUCGACCGAAAAUAGUCUUGUUAGUUAUGUUAGUGAGAGCGACACGGUAGAAAUCGCCUCGAAGAUAAGCCACGACAAAGACACUAUAAAUAGGCUGUCCGAUAUUUUAAUGACUUUAACGCGGAGGGCAGCGACUCUGCGCGACAGAAAUAGCAUCAAUGCAGACAAUAUUAAUCUCGCUUAUAUUUCGGUGAGCAACCUGUCUGAAGCCGACGUCAAAUUCAACGCUUCUCGUAAUAAGUUGAAGAUUAUGCUUAAGACGGCUGUGGUUGCCGCUAACGACGUUUUUAAGACGCGCCCGAAGGACCAAACUCUAGCGCUACACUCAAUCGCGGAUAUUUUAGUCGACGUUUUGAAAAACGAUGAGCAGACUCUGGUUGAGCUAUUAGAUUUGAUGAACACCCCCAAGGAACGAACGGAGGUCUGCGCCGCCGUGUUCAAACAACUAACACAGAACAUCACCGAGACGAAAAUAUCGUUCUUGAACGACAUCGCGAGCAACUCGUCAGCGUACGACGUCAUCGAUUGCGUAGAAAAAGUGCUGAAAAAACAGUCCGAAAUUAAGUGUGACGCGUUUGUCAAGGUAGCAAAGGUGGAUCCAGAGAUCAUCAACCUCGUGGUGAAAAACGUGAAAAUGGGACACGUCAAGGUAAAAACUGAAGAAGACGCUAUAGAGUUACUAGAGGAGAGUAUAGUAGAGGCUAGUAGGACUCUAAUGAAGGCGAACUUUUCCAACCUCGUGGACGCUUCGCUCGUCCUAGAGGAAGCUAUUGGGUUUGCACGAGCCCUAGGUAUGGGAAAAGUUGAAGAAAUCUUGACGGACCUAGACGACAUAGAUGACAUAGAAGACAGUCGUGCUGUGGAGCUCCUGGAACGGGUCAUUUUGAUUCGACAGCUAGCCGAGCGCGACUUUUCGCUGAAGAGCGCCAUCGAGAGGAUCAAAAAGAGUCCAGAACGUGGACGUUCGGACCCCAGGAUUCGCCAACUAAUACGAGAGAGUGGAGUACUGAUUGCUAAAGGUCCGAAAGUGAAGAAUUCCCGCGACGUGCCUUUACAAAUGCUCAAGACCCAGAAUCUUCUAGCCAUAGAAGAUCUCCUAGUGCAAAGAUCCAAAGUCGAGUUUCCGGUGAUGGUGAGCCGGGACGAUUUGCAGGCUAUCAUACCGAAGGAGGCCGCCAGAGGGGUGAUAGCAGGUCGGGUUCCCUACACCCUGGUUAACGAUAAUGGAAUUAUGAGCAUCAACCCCACACGUCGCUUUUCGACGGACGUUCGAAUCGACGAUUUCAUGAACAAUAGUGUGCGCGAGCUCUCCUCGGAAAGAGACGAUGAUCGAAAGUACCUACAGGCAAAGAGUAACGGCACUGAUUUUUCGUGGAGUACUCCGAAUAGGAUACCAGCGAUGAGUUCGGGAAGCCUCUACAGAGGUUACACCGGGCCGAGGGCCUAGCAAUAUGCGUGAGGAAGAACUGGAGGUGGCCCUCAAGGUGGUGAUCGUGGGCAAUGGUGGAGUGGGCAAAUCUAGCAUGAUCCAAAGAUAUUGCAAAGGCACUUUCACGAAGGAUUACAAGAAAACGA
This is a messenger RNA of Zophobas morio, 7025 nucleotides long. RefSeq lists its product as uncharacterized. The coding region runs from base 1 to 6897 and encodes 2298 amino acids. The transcript has 5 exons. The record is from RefSeq and is a predicted model, not a curated record. Lineage: Eukaryota; Metazoa; Arthropoda; Insecta; Coleoptera; Tenebrionidae.